GCCUUCCCGCCGGCAGAUUCGGCACGAGAGGAGCGCGCGGCGCUGAGGGGCCGGGGUCGCGGCGGGAACGGAGAGGGGCGCGAGCCCCCACAGCCGCCGCUGCUCUGCCGCGCGCCCUGCGCCCGGCGGCGGGAACGCCGGGUCUGCUGUGAGGAAUCAGCCGCACCGCCCGCGCGCCGCUCUCUCGCUGAGGGAAAGAUGGCGUCCGUGUGGGAUGAGUCGGAGGAUGGCGUCGGCGAGGAGGUGCUGAAGAUGUCUACGGAGGAGAUCGUGCAGCGUACCCGCCUGCUCGACAGCGAGAUCAAGAUCAUGAAGAGCGAAGUGCUGAGAGUAACCCAUGAGCUUCAGGCCAUGAAAGAUAAGAUCAAAGAGAACAGUGAGAAGAUCAAAGUGAACAAAACUCUGCCGUACCUUGUCUCGAAUGUUAUUGAGCUACUGGAUGUUGACCCCAACGACCAGGAGGAGGACGGAGCGAACAUUGACCUGGAUUCCCAGAGAAAGGGCAAGUGUGCUGUCAUCAAGACCUCUACGCGCCAGACGUAUUUCCUGCCCGUUAUCGGAUUGGUUGAUGCUGAGAAGUUGAAGCCUGGAGAUCUGGUGGGUGUGAACAAGGACUCUUACUUGAUCUUGGAGACUCUGCCUACUGAAUAUGAUUCACGGGUGAAAGCCAUGGAGGUGGAUGAGAGACCCACAGAGCAGUACAGCGACAUCGGCGGGCUCGAUAAACAAAUCCAAGAGCUUGUGGAGGCCAUCGUCCUGCCAAUGAAUCAUAAGGAAAAAUUUGAAAAUUUGGGUAUACAGCCUCCCAAAGGAGUCCUUAUGUACGGGCCUCCAGGAACAGGGAAGACGCUUCUAGCUCGAGCGUGUGCUGCCCAGACCAAGGCUACAUUCCUGAAACUUGCAGGUCCACAACUUGUGCAGAUGUUCAUCGGUGAUGGAGCCAAGCUGGUACGAGAUGCUUUUGCUCUAGCCAAGGAAAAAGCUCCUUCCAUCAUCUUUAUUGAUGAACUGGAUGCCAUUGGCACUAAAAGGUUUGAUAGUGAAAAGGCUGGUGAUCGGGAGGUGCAGAGGACCAUGUUGGAGCUGCUUAAUCAACUUGAUGGUUUCCAGCCCAAUACACAAGUCAAGGUGAUCGCUGCAACCAACCGUGUUGAUAUCUUGGACCCAGCUUUGCUCCGCUCGGGACGAUUAGAUCGCAAGAUUGAGUUCCCAAUGCCUAAUGAGGAGGCCAGAGCCAGAAUUAUGCAGAUCCAUUCACGCAAAAUGAACGUCAGCCCUGAUGUGAACUACGAGGAACUGGCUCGCUGCACAGAUGAUUUCAACGGAGCCCAGUGCAAGGCUGUAUGCGUUGAAGCGGGGAUGAUUGCCCUCCGCCGUGGAGCUACAGAGCUCACCCACGAGGAUUACAUGGAAGGAAUCCUAGAGGUUCAAGCAAAGAAAAAAGCCAAUCUGCAGUACUAUGCCUGAUCUCUGCCUAGUCAAGGCAGUGGCCUCGGCAGAGGACGGGACUAGACUGGACUGUACCACUUACUUUCUGUCUGGAAAAAAUAAAGCAUUUUUUUUCCUCUAAAACGGUGAUGUGGUGGGGCUGUUGCCCUCGUUCAGUGGUUCUCCAUCUACAGAGGGAAGGUAAGAACCUCCUGUCCACAGUGCCCGUCAUGCUGCCCGUGGAUUAAAUCCUGCUCUGCUACGUCAGAAGGAGGACCACCAGGUAAUACUGCAGUAAGUGUACUUUGGUGUCCAUGAUCUGCAGCUCAGACAGCAGCCCCUGCUUUUAUGUGUGCAGUCAGUGAACAGGCUGUACACCUCUUUCAGAAUCUUGAAAAUUUUUUCAACAAACACUCAACUCUGCAGUGGAGAGGUGGACAGGACUCACAUGUGAAUGAUGUUUUAAUUUUCUCGUUUAAGCUUAAACUUAACUCUGGAAGCUUUAACACCACUGCUGAUAGACGUGAGUGCUCUGGUGAAUCAGUCUGGUAAUCGAUAAGAAAGAAUUCACGAUUACAUCCACUGAGCAAGUCUUUCAGUACUUUUAAUGCCAGUUGAGAAUUACAACUUCCAUUUAAAAAUUACACUUUUCAUAAAUACACUGACUUUAGCAUUAAGUAUCUUACAUGCCACUGUAUUGUAUUUGAAAUACAAUGUAAACAUCUCCAAA
Molecule: messenger RNA, 2158 nt
Organism: Numida meleagris (helmeted guineafowl)
Lineage: Eukaryota; Metazoa; Chordata; Aves; Galliformes; Numididae
Gene: PSMC3
Product: proteasome 26S subunit, ATPase 3
Exons: 12
Coding region: 199-1467 (422 amino acids)
Biological process (GO): proteasome-mediated ubiquitin-dependent protein catabolic process
Cellular component (GO): proteasome regulatory particle, base subcomplex
Molecular function (GO): ATP hydrolysis activity; proteasome-activating activity; ATP binding
Source: RefSeq, a predicted model, not a curated record